This is a messenger RNA of Anthonomus grandis grandis, 1084 nucleotides long. It is a transcript of the gene asf1, whose product is annotated as histone chaperone asf1. The record is from RefSeq and is a predicted model, not a curated record. Gene Ontology annotation, cellular component: nucleus. Gene Ontology annotation, biological process: DNA replication-dependent chromatin assembly. Gene Ontology annotation, molecular function: histone binding. The coding region runs from base 177 to 794 and encodes 205 amino acids. The transcript is spliced from 3 exons. Lineage: Eukaryota; Metazoa; Arthropoda; Insecta; Coleoptera; Curculionidae.
CUUUAUUUGGCGCUCAAACUUGUCUGUGCUCCUCAGUUGCGUUUUGGUUUAAGAUUUUUAAAGCCGUUUUACUGAUAAAACAACUAAAAACCUCAAAUUUUUGUCUUAUUAAAAGUAUUUUUCUAACUCUCCCUAAGAACUACUUACAGAAAUCUCAUAAAAACAUCUUAUUCGCCAUGGCAAAAGUUCAACUUUGCAACAUAACAGUUAUGGACAAUCCGAGCCCCUUUCUGAACCCCUUUCAGUUCGAAAUCACUUUCGAGUGCAUCGAGGAACUGAAGGAAGAUUUGGAAUGGAAAAUGAUCUAUGUAGGAUCAGCCGAGUCAGAGGAAUAUGAUCAGGUACUCGAUUCGGUUUUUGUGGGGCCAAUACCCGAGGGAAAGCACAUGUUUGUGUUCCAAGCCGAUCCGCCAAACGUGAGUAGAAUCCCUGAAAAUGAUGCUUUGGGAGUCACUGUGGUGCUACUCACAUGCUCUUACCGAGCCCAAGAGUUUAUUAGAGUAGGAUAUUUCAUUAACAAUGAAUACAGUGAUCCUGAACUGAAAGAAAACCCUCCGAUCCCAACCCAGUUUGACAAGGUGACAAGGAACAUUUUGGCCUCAGAACCAAGGGUCACCAGGUUUAAAAUCAACUGGGAGGAGCCUACCAGUGUGAACGGACAAGAACCGGGACCCUCUGAAAACACAGAUGCAAUAGUGGCAGAAUCUUCCAUGCAAUUAAAUAAUGAAAGUGGGGCUGCCGUUCCUAGUUUCAAUGAAAAUUCAAACUCUUGGGCCACCAUGGAGUGUUCUUAAUAAGUGCCCAGUAUGAACAUUUAAAAGCUAUUUUUUGUGUACAAAGUUUCUUUUGGGAUGAAAAAAAAUGUGCAAGUAAGGUUUUACAAAUUUGGAAUGUAGGAGGACACAUUUUCUUAAUCUUUUUGAAUCAACGAACCAAUGUGGUGCAGAGUAGCGAAUGCUUUCUUGAAACUUGUGUAUAUAAGGCUCCUGUUUAAUGUUCUAAUAGUUAAGUUAUAUCGAAUGUUUGCCAUUAAGCAGUUAUUUCUUAGUUUCUAUAAUUGAUUAAAAAAGAUGUUUUUGAAGAA